Saccharomycodes ludwigii is the source of this 1020-nucleotide messenger RNA. RefSeq lists its product as uncharacterized. The transcript has a single exon. Bases 1 to 1020 code for a protein of 339 amino acids. The record is from RefSeq and is a predicted model, not a curated record. NCBI's taxonomy places the organism in Eukaryota, Fungi, Ascomycota, Saccharomycetes, Saccharomycodales, Saccharomycodaceae.
AUGGAUACAAUUAACAAGGGUAAAUUAUGGUUAAGUUAUCAAAUUCAUAAGCAGAAAGUGGAUUUAAAAUUAUUAUUCUCGUCGUCAUCAUCAACGGUAGCCGCAACAGAGACUGAAAAUCCUGCACCGUUUAUUUCUCAGGUAAUACACUAUUUUAGAAAUUAUAGAAAACAUAACAAUUAUUUUCAAAAUGGUAUUACAAACGAUUCAAUUUACUGUCAGGUUAUGAUAAAACCGUUAGAUGUCGUUGAUGAGAAUUGUCCCUAUAUUAGCUUAUUUAAUGAAGAUACAUUAUUAAUGGAUUUAUAUAUGUAUGUUAAGAACCCUGCCGGUACUGAAUCACCUAUUAAAAAAAAAGAUGAUUUUAUAAAGAAAACAAUUGAACAUAAUAGUACAAAUAAUGAGGUGGAAGUUAUAAGAUUAAAAAUAACGGACAAUGAAUCAACUGUUUCUACUUAUGACAAUUCCAAGGAGUAUAUAUUCAUCAACUCUUGUGAUAAUGAUUAUACUUUAUGUUUAGAAUCAAUUAAUCUCGGUAGACACAAAAAUGUUGAUACAAUUGGUUCGCCCUUUAUCAAAAAGUUUUUACCUUUAUGCUUAAAUUGUGUUGUAAUCGAAAAUAGUUUUUUUCCAAACAUGAAAAUAUUGGACAUGUUUGACACAUUAAUAGUUGCAUUAGUGCAAAAAGAAAAUUGUUGUAGUAGAAUUCUUGUGGAAUUAGUGCCCCCUGAAGAUCACCUAAACGAAUACUUGUCAAGUAUAAAUUUUGAAAUAAUAAUUCCUAAAAAUAUAACAUCUACAUGCUCCUUUUUCAUGAAGAAUAUAUGUUCAAAAGUUAUAUACCAGGAUUUGGGGAUUAAAAUAAUCGAAAGUACGGAAAAUAGUCAGAAUUGUAACUUUUGUGUUACAGCUAUGGAACUGCCAGAUAUAUUUAGAGUCCAAGAUCAAAGAUAUUUACAGUUUAAUAGCGAAAAUAGAAUAAAUGAAUGUGUUAUAGAAAUGUUAAUAAAUAAAUUGUAG